AUGCGUUCACAAAGCUAUAGUCCUUCUAGAGAAUACGGUAGAUACCACAGAGCAUACCCCACACCAGGAGACGACGACGACGACGAUGACGAUGAUGACGACGACGACUAUGAUGACGAUACUGAGAACCCCUUUAAUAAGGAACCGCCCUCGCUAAAAAAUUUGAAUAAUGGCGGGAAUCCUCGUCGGUAUUCACAAAAACAACUACUACUUACGCGCAAGUCGAAAUCUUCUUUGCCGCCAUUACCAACCCUGUCUCAAGAAGUGACCUUGUCGUCACUGCAACUGCAAAAUUAUCAGUACUAUCCAUAUAAUCAAAAAUCAAAAAGUGUUGUUAGUUACAAUAAUAAUGAUAAUGACAAUGAUAAUACAAGCCCAGAUCAACGAUCAUCGUUUUUACGAAAGAAAAACUCUGUAAGGUUCAAUGAAUACGAAAUGACCAACUUUGCUGAUCGCGAUUUACCUGCAUUACCUACAGCGGAAAAGGACAAAACACCACCUAGAGAUCCAUUUGUUGAUGUAUAUGAUGAUUUAUCUCCAGUGGAUCCAUUUGCAAGUAACUUGGAUAACGAAAAUACAACUCACAAUCACAUCGAUGACUCCGAUUCUGAUAUUGAAAAACGAUUAAAGAGGAAUGAAAAAAAUAGAUUACGAGCACUUCGGAGUAAACCUAGAUUUCAUUAUACUAAAUUGCCAUAUUUCACGAUAGUCGUCACCUUAAUUCAGGUGAUUGUUUUUAUAAUUGAAUUAGCCAAAAUGUCUAUAUUAACAGGAUCAGCUUUUCAAACACGUCCAUAUUUUAAUCCGAUGUUGGGACCGUCGGCAUAUCUCUUGAUCUACAUGGGUGCCCGUUAUGUCCCUUGCAUGCACCAAAUUAAAGGAAUUACAGACGAUUUGUCCAUUACUUUUCCUUGCGCAAAUUCAACAACUAUCGAUAGCUAUACAUGCUCGCUAGGUGACUUGUGUGGGCUAUCUGGAUUGCCCACACUUGACAAUGGUACAAAGUAUGCUCCAAACCAAUGGUACAGAAUAUUUAUACCGAUCUUCUUACAUGCGGGGUUUUUGCAUAUAAUUUUUAACCUUUUGCUUCAAUUGACCAUGGGAGCUUCAAUCGAGAGAAAUAUAGGGAUAUUAAAAUAUGCAAUCAUCUAUAUUUCUAGUGGUAUUGCUGGUUUUUUACUAGGUGCCAAUUUUACACCCCAGGGAAUAGCCUCUACUGGUGCUUCAGGAGCAUUAUUUGGAGUUGUCGCAACAAAUAUUAUACUCUUUAUCUAUGCCGGGAAGAAAAACACAAACAUGUAUGGAACUAACCACUAUAAAUUGUUUAUUUUCUUUAUGGCUUGUGAGAUUAUUGUGUCAUUUGUAUUGGGGUUGCUACCGGGGUUGGAUAAUUUUAGCCAUUUGGGUGGUUUUGCAAUGGGUAUAUUAACUGCAAUCUUGCUAUUGAAAGAUCCGUUCUGGAUAUACAAGGACGGGAUAAUUAUUUAUAGCAGGGAUCCAACAACAUGGGAGCAAUUUUUAAAUAAUUGGGAUCCGUUAUAUGCUUAUCAAGAUAAAUUACCGUUACGGUUUCUUUUAUGGAUUGGGGUACGAAUAGUGUCCCUAGUGUUGAUUAUAAUUUAUUUUGUUCUUUUGUCAAAGAACUUUUUCAACAACAAUGGUGAAGAUCUGUCUGAUAAUUGCAAAUGGUGCCGGUAUUUCAACUGUAUCCCCGUGGAAGGAUGGUGUGAUAUUGGUGAAGUUACAGUGUCAACGCAAGAGCCAAGCGCGACGGCAACAUCUCCCAGUGAGACAACUGUUUCCACUGAAGUAUAUGCUACUUCAGUUUAUACAACUACAGUCCCAACUUCCUCCCCCGAUAGAACACAAGGAACCAAUGGCGGUUUGAAACGACAAGUUGAGGUAUUUGAAGCACCACAAAAGAGAUCAUCUCAUUUGAUAGGAGUUAAUCAUGAAAGCGGAGUUGGGUUGGGGUUAUAUGUAGUAUUAACUCUUUUUAUGAUUUCAUUUUUGAAAAAGAAGAAAAUUUUAUGA
Messenger RNA from Lodderomyces oxycetoniae, 2034 nucleotides. It is a transcript of the gene RBD1, whose product is annotated as Rbd1p. Bases 1 to 2034 code for a protein of 677 amino acids. The transcript has a single exon. Gene Ontology annotation, cellular component: membrane. Lineage: Eukaryota; Fungi; Ascomycota; Pichiomycetes; Serinales; Debaryomycetaceae. Gene Ontology annotation, biological process: proteolysis. The record is from RefSeq and is a predicted model, not a curated record. Gene Ontology annotation, molecular function: serine-type endopeptidase activity.